This is a messenger RNA of Pelobates fuscus (common spadefoot toad), 6364 nucleotides long. RefSeq names its product FHF complex subunit HOOK interacting protein 1B (gene FHIP1B). Gene Ontology annotation, cellular component: FHF complex. Gene Ontology annotation, biological process: endosome organization; early endosome to late endosome transport; endosome to lysosome transport. Lineage: Eukaryota; Metazoa; Chordata; Amphibia; Anura; Pelobatidae. The record is from RefSeq and is a predicted model, not a curated record. Bases 237 to 3347 code for a protein of 1036 amino acids. The transcript has 13 exons.
GGUGGCCGCGCAUGCGCAGAGCUCAGAGGGCGGCCAAUGCGUCUUGCACCUUCCCAGAAUAACCAGGGGCCACAGGGAGAAACCUGGACAAGAACAUGGGGGGGCAGCCGGCCUUCCAGACUGGAUGACCUAUCAUGUCAAUUACUGGUUCUCCUGUCCCAGACCUCAUGCAUCCAGAGUUUCUCUCCUUCCUGUCCCUCUAAAUCGAACACCAGACUUCACACCACGAGACUGCAAUGAGCUGGCUCAGUAAGCUGAAUCCUCGGGGGUCCAGCAACAAAUCAGGUCGAAAUGCCAACCUCCAGCCACAGGUCACUGCUGACCCAGAGACCUGCCUUAUGGUUUUCAAGAAUCACUGGUCCCAGAUACUUCAGAUCUUGGAACGUCAUGGCCACUCUACAGAGCCCGUGACCCCAGAUGACCUGAGUUGUGUAAAGAACAAUACGUAUCAGAUGCUAAGCCUCCUAGCAGAGGAACGGCCCCGGGAAGGAGAGAGCCCAGGGCCAAUUCUGGGGUACAUGGCAUCUGAGGGAAUACUGGAGAGACUGCUGAGGUGGCAUUUACAGAGAGACUUCACGGAGGACAAGAAGGUGGAGCAGCUGAAGUUGUAUGAAAUGCUGAUCAGCCAGUCCCACCAGCCCUUGCUCCGCUACCAGCCAGUGCUGCGCCCGCUAGUAACGCUGCUGGGCACCUUCUCCCCUGGGCCAGCAUCUCCCAUCUUGGAGAAUAGCCUGGUGCUGCUGCUGAACCAGCUGUGUGUGUCACUGGCAAGGGAACCUUCCACCCUAGAGCUCUUCUUCCAGGACUCUGCGGGGCAUGAAGGGCCAGCCAAACUGCUCAUCUUCUCACUACUGGUUCCUUUCAUCCACCACGAGGGUGUUAUUGGUCAGCAGGCUCGCGACGCACUUCUCCUCAUCAUGGCAAUGUCUUCAGGCAAUCCCACUAUGGCCAGAUACAUCACGGAGAACUCCUUCUUCUGUCCGAUUCUGGCCACGGGCCUGAGUGCUCUGUAUUCUUCGCUUCCACGUAAGAUUGAGGUGCGUGGGGAUGACUGGCACUUUCUGCGCCGGGAAGACUGGAUUGGGGUCUCGUCAAUCGUUCUUUUCAUGAAUUCCUUAGAGUUCUGCAAUGCUGUAACACAGGUUGCUCAUCCUCUGGUUCAGAACCAGCUGGUAGAGUAUAUUCACAAUGGUUUCCUGGUGCCUGUCAUGGGACCCGCCCUGCACAAAACAUCUAUAGAAGAAAUGAUUGCCAGCACCGCAUACCUAGAGCUAUUUCUGCGCAGUAUCAGUGAGCCCACCCUUCUAAAAACAUUUCUACGCUUUAUCCUUCUCCAUCGCCAUGACAGCAGCACCAUCCUUCACACACUCAUCAGCCGAAUUGUUAGCAACUCACGGCUCUGCAUGGUUUCACUCACCUUGUUCCGCACUUUACUUAACCUCAACUGUGAAGACGUUCUGCUGCAGCUGGUGCUCAGGUACCUGAUUCCGUGUAAUCAUGUCAUGCUUAGUCAGCGGAGAGCUGUCAAAGACCUGGACCUGUACUCAAAGACUGCUGACAAAUUCCUGUCCCUCAUCCCGCGCUGCUGUCAAAAGGAAUUCCUGGUCUCUCAGGAGCAUGAGGAGGAACAUGCUACCUGGUCCAAAGCACACGGGAGUCCCAGCAUUGACACGUCCUCUGUAAACACAGUGCCAAGGCCCUCCACUCCUUCUCGCAUGGCAUUCUUCAUGCGUCAAUCCAGCCACACUCCUGAAAGUUCAUCCCCACGUUCUCCCAGCUUCUCUUCCCAAGACAUGUCUGCCGGCAGCCCCAGACAUGGCCCUCUAUGUUGGGAUGAGGUGUCUGAGCUAGAUGGCAACUACCUGGAGUACCUGCAGGAAGCACGUGCUGGCAUAGACCACUGUGCAAAGGUUUGUCGAGUCUGGUCUGCCCCAUAUGAUGGGGAGGAACCCAGCCCACGCAGUCUGUCACCUCCUACCCCUGAGGAAGUUAUUGUUUCACCAGACUACUUCUCUCCAUCUUCAUCUGCUAAUCGAGCCCAGGAUAGCAAGGAAGCACGCCGGCACAUAGUUACCCCACGAACUAAAAAACGUAGCUUGCAAGAGGAAGGAAAGGAAAGCAGAGUGAAUAGUGGAGUGGGGGAGGGAGGGCAUGCAGAUGUUGGAGUUCCUAUUCUUGUGAAUGGUUCUGUAGCAGAGGACCAGCCAUACCCAAGUUGCCUUCAAAGGAUGUCCAAUCUGGCAGGUCGCUUUGAUGAGGAUUUGGAGGUAAAAAAAGUGAAACGAGAGCUGGUGAAGGAGAUCCAUGUGAUGACAGAUGAAGGAGAGCAGGCACUGGGAGCAGAGAAUGGCUCCAAUGAAAAUCCUUCUAGCUAUGGGAAGCAAUGUACUUCCUCUAGCUGGGACUCUCCUCAGUCUGUGGAUAGUUUGAUAGACGAAUUACUGGACCAGGCGCCAGGAGAGGUUAAUGGGACACAUUUGACUAUUGAAAAACUGGGAGAGGAGCUUAAGGAGAUGGAGGACAGCAUAAAGGAGGUGCUCAUCCCAGAGGAGGCGUUAACGGACUCGCACCUGGAGAACCCACCUCAGGAUGAGGAGGAGAGAGAGUUUGAGAACAGAGAAACUGAAGCCACCAAGAGCAGAGCAGAUUCACUGACUCUUAUUCUCAGCAGCCCUCUACGGGCACAGAAUGGUAGCCAACCAUUUACAGGUCCUUUCAUUGCUGUACUUUUUGCCAAGUUGGAAACAAUGCUACAGAACUCUUUGUACGUCAACUUCCUGCUCACAGGGAUCAUCACUCAGCUUGCUUGUCAUCCUCAGCCGCUCCUCCGCUCCUUCCUUCUCAACACCAACAUGGUCUUCCAGCCCAGUGUCAAGUCUCUGGUGCAGGUUCUUGGUUCAGUGAAGAAUAAAAUUGAAGCCUUUGCUGCAUCUCAGGAUGAUUUCCCCACUUUACUCUUCAAAGCCAAGAAGUACCUGAUUGCUCGAGGGAAGCUGGACUGGUGUGAGAGCCAGAGCUCGGUUCCUGCCUUGCGCCGGUCCGACACCCUGGUAAAAAGUCGCAAACCGUCCAUAGGGGAAUUAAUUCUCCGUCACACCAACAGCCCCACACGUGCCCGGCAAGCUGCCCAGAUGGCGUUUCAGCAUGUGCGAGAUGGGCAAGUUCUCCACGCUCUGUCAGGAACCUCCAUAUUUAAGAGUUCAGCUGAAAAACAGAACGAGGCCCUGCGAGUGAAGAAUGCCGUGUACUGUUCGGUUAUAUUUACUGAAUUCAUGAAAGAACUGGCAGCCAUAGCCCAGGAACAUGCAGUCACCUCCCCAUAUCUGCUGGCAGAAACUGAAGAGUGACACAAUCCUUCUCCAUCUAUGGUCCCUAAACACACUCAGGGGAAUGGAAUCCAGCCAUUCCUUGUAUCUCCUGUAGAUGAAAGGUGCCCUGUAGAGGGCAGUCAUUGACUUGAGUUCUUCGGAAUGUACAGACUUGUUGGAGACAGCACUUUUCAUGGGUUUUCUAAGAAAAACCAUUAACCAUGGAAGGUGGAUCAAUUAUCGUCCGUUGUCUUUUCUAGAUUUUUAUGGAGUCGGUUAACUACUGAUCCUUAUUUUGGAUCCUUAUUUUUUUCCUUCAGACUUUGUGAGGAAAAGAAAUUUGAUUUUAUGUUCCCAGAGUCCACCAUUCAAACUAGGGGGUCCAACCCCUAAAUGAUGGACAGAUACCUGGGGCUCCCUCUUUCUGCACCCCUGUUUAAUGUCUUGUUGAUUGGCCCACUCACUGCCUCCACCCGGGUCUUUUUACAGGGUUCCUUCUUAAGACAUUAGAGGAACCAUGUGGGAUCAUAAGUGGGUUUUUAACUUAUCUGAGCAGGAAUGUGUUGAAUUGUCUAGAUGAAGCAGUUUUUGUGUAUGUAUAUAUCUGUAUGUACUUGUAGAUAUAUAUACAUAUAUAUAUUUAUAUAGAAUCUCUCACACAUACUGCACCACAUCUUGUCCAAACAUUGCGUACACAUUUGGGGUUCUAGGGUGACCCCAAAACAAUCUACUGGCAAUUAGCAGGAGUAAAACGGAGUGGACGCUUGCCCAGUAAAAUUGUGUGGUCCUUGUCCAUUGGCAGAAUUUAGGGUGAGAGUGGUCCUAGCCCACUGAUUACGUCAGGGCUGAAAUGACCAAUGAUUUUGAACUGCCUCCUCUGGAGUAAUUGGUUUUAACCCCUCCCUGUCCUCUCCCCUUCAGACCUUUUAUCAUUUUAUUUGUAAAUCUUUUGAUUUCUCAGGCAGCCAUGUAUUCUAUUGGGUGUCUUAGUGUUUGUUAGUGUGCUAAGGUAGUUUAUUUACUACAAUCCAUUUUCCUAUUAGAGGUUCACAUGAGAAUACUGGCCAUUUACUUACCAUCACUAAAUGACUACAUGGGUAGCCCCCCGCUGUAAUGCAUAAUGUCCCCUACCACCACAUACAGCCAACAACACCCCUGCGCUUACGAAUACAGCCCCCACGCUGUAAUACAUACAGCCAAAAAACCCCGCUUCAAAACACAUUGCCAUCCCCAGCUCUCGCUCACAGGCAUGAGCCCCCGCCUCUUCCCCCACAGCUUUAGCAAAAAAAACUGCAAACACAGUCCUUAACACCUCUAUGUACAUUGUGUUUGAAUAUGGCUGCCAUAGACCAAGUGUGGGUCCACUUAGAGCGCAGUGUAUUAUAAUAAUUAUUAUUGUACUUUGUUACAUCUGAAUCAAAUGCCAUUUAAUCCAAACCUGUCAGACUCAUUAUUAAGUGAGACUCCACAGGUAAUCACAGACCACCGUGAAAUACCGCCAGAUGUCGCCUGUCUGCGAGGUGGUUUUAGCUGUUUUUUUGGUAUACAUGUAAUUAACCUCCUUAUUCUGCAGACACUCUGAUUUUAUGUUAAACUUCUGUAGUAUGCUUUAUAUUUUACUUUUCGACUUGUCUAAGCAUCGUCCAUAACGGCAGUGAUCCAGAAUGCAAUCCUUGUAAUCUCAGCUGAAAUGAAACCUGUACUGUACAGCGGAAUGAAUUCUAAUAGAACGCCUUGCAGUAAAGCCAUUAAAUAGAGUGCGCUCACACCUUCAGAGGCUAUUUUCACCCUAAUUUGGAAUUGUGCUAUUUUCAUUGAACUUGUUUUAGAUCUUUUUUUUAUCCUUUUAAUCCCGAGUAUUUUGCUUGUCGAGCAGAGCUAUUGUAUCCUUAUUGUGUCUGUAUAUGAGUUUGUGUAAAUCCGUGCAGUGUGUGUGUGCGAUAUCGGGGUGCAGUAUAUGUACUGGAGGAUGUUUCGCGUUAUUUGGCUCCGGCGGGUCCCUUUCCCACCAAAACACUCCUUACGUUGAGCCUCCACGUUUAUUACUCCUCUGCAUUAAUUUAUUUAGCUGGAAGCGUGUAUGUUCUGGCUGUGAAUAUUUAUACGGAUUUAGAGGAAAAAGCAGCUAUACGAAUAGGCAAAACACCCUUAUCUCAGUUUUCUAUAUUAUUAUAAAAACCUUAACAUUGCUGCUUAUUGUAAUUACACUAAACCGGUCGCUAUAAUUCAUUAUGGGAAAUGUGCCAUUAUAAGCAAUUGCUCUAUUGUCUCUCAUAUUCCCCCCAAUAUAAGGACCUUUGGAAACUGUGUGUUGAGGAGGGUUAUUGUGGUAUUUUUUGUUUGUGUGUGUGUUGAAUGUUUGUACAUUUUAGAUGUAUAUGAGAUUAUGUAUAUAUAAUCGUGCAAUGGCGGGCAUUCCGCACAAUGUUUAUUGGGCAUGUCCCAAAUUUUUGCACAUCUGUUAUUUUAUUAUAUAUUUUUAUUAUGUUGUGUUUCCUGAAUUGCCAAAUUGCGUAGUAAGUGAGAUUUGACCAGAUUGCCACGUCUAAACAUAACAAAACCAAUCAUCUUCUGAUUCUCUCCGCAUUGCUGCUUAUCUGCACGCAUAUUAAAAUAUUACUUUUAUCGUGAUUGUGAAAAAGGGAAUUUAAUUACAAUCCUGUGAGUCUAUUACUGUUUUGAGUGUGGGGAUCUGGGGUCCGUUCUACUGCUAGGAUACAAAUAAUUGCAAAGGCCACCUGGUUUUUGUCUCCUAAUCUUUGACUUUUUGUUAUCUAUUUGGCAGUACAUUGAAAUCUUUAUUUAGUUUUUUUUCUCUGACAUUGGAAUUGGGCUUUGACCUAAUAGUCUAAAUUCUACACCAAAAGAAUUGAUUUUAAUAAGAAAAUCUCCAAUCCAAUGUUGCCUUCCACAAUCAUGGCUGCCGGCGCGGUGCUGGCGUUACGGAGUGCAGUGAUUUUCAGUGCAGCCCAUGCGCUAUGUCUGCAGCUUCGUCCAAUCAUUGUGAGGAUGUUGAGUGAAAACAAUGCCGACAGCAAAUAAAAAUUGUCAAACAA